Molecule: messenger RNA, 3848 nt
Organism: Rhodofomes roseus
Lineage: Eukaryota; Fungi; Basidiomycota; Agaricomycetes; Polyporales; Fomitopsidaceae
Exons: 5
Coding region: 419-3604 (1061 amino acids)
Biological process (GO): protein deubiquitination
Molecular function (GO): cysteine-type deubiquitinase activity
Source: RefSeq, a predicted model, not a curated record
CUUAGCACCACGUGAGUUCAUUAAAGCAGCGCUUCUGCGGCCUGGCAGGUGCCCCAAAGGUGCCCCGUGCAUUCCCCGGGGCCCGAAUAUCCUGAGCGACCUGCGAGCGCAGUUGCAUUCCAGUCAUCGCCUUACUUUGCUUCCUCACUGUCGCCAGCGUCGCCGCAGCGGAGGUCGAUAAAAGCACGAAUUGGCUGAUCAGCCUGCAAGUGACCCAUCAGGGACCCGCUUUCGAUUAAGGGCCGCUUCGAGCAUCUUCUCCUGGCAGCCGGCGCCAGCGGCUUAGCUUGCUCGGGCCUUAGGCUUAGCCAGCAACCUUUUCCUAUACCAUCUCGACGACGUUCUCCGGCUCUCGGACUCUGGCAGCACCCAGCCGAUAUCUUUACUCUUCAAUACUUCGUUGUCUGCAUCCACCAAGAUGAUGAAGAAGAAGCACCAACCGACCGCGCAAGAUCUAUACCGGGCGCGGAAGCAGAGGGAGGAGCAGGAGAAGGACGCGAGGCUACCGCCAGGUUUCAUCAAUCAUGGGAACACAUGUUUUAUGAACUCGACUCUACAAGGGUUACUGGCAACGGAGCUUCUACACACCCUCGUCAAGUUCCAGGCACCUCCGCCAGCUGUACAGAACACGUUCGGUUCCUCGAUCGUAGCAAAGCGGUCACCGCAACUGACGAACGGGCAUGGCCUGGGAGGCGAGGACGACCAGCCGUGGGUGGAGGAUAUGCCGCUGGGAGACGUAUUCAUCGACGUUAUGAGGAAAGCGUGGGAUAUCCAGGAGAGUCGUACGCGGCAGACUAUGAGCCCAAAGGAAGUGCUCUUCACCAUCGGGAAGAAGUACGACCAGUAUAUGGACUUCCGGCAACAGGACGCGCAUGAAUUCCUCAGACAUAUGCUAGAUGCGAUGCGUAUGGAGGAGCUAGACGUCAUCAAGAAGAGGCAACCUCCUCCGCUGAAGGACUCUCGCAGGCGUCCUCGCCGCAAGCGUACCUUGCCACCAGCCUCCUUGACAGACGCCGGUGAGGAGAAACUGCAAUCCUUCGUGGACAUGCUCUUCGGCGGCCACCUCGCCAGUAUCCUCGUCUGCGAGAAGUGCAAGAAGGUCUCGCUAACAUACGAGGAGUUCAACGACCUCAGCCUGAGCAUCAAGCCGGAGGACUACUCCAAGGACCGGAAGCGUGACCGCUUCAAGCAGUUCGCACGAAAGCUGAGGGGUCCGUUCCGGCAGCCGGGCCCACGCUCAUCGUCGGUCCCACCGACCGACCGCCUUCGGCGCAGCAUCGAGACGCCCACGCACGAAGAGGAGGAGCCGCCAACGAACGAGGGGCCCCGGCGGAGGAGCUUCGAGCACACGACGGGCGAGGAUGCUGGACGCGAGGAGGUGGCACACGAGGAGGCGCUGGACGAGGUGAAGGAUAUGGUGCCCAUAGGUGGGUCUCCGCCGUCCGCUGCUGUCGACGACACGGAGGCGGGUGCAGAGGCGAGCGACGAGAAGGACGAGCAGGAGUCCGACCUGAAGGGUGAGGAGGGCAAGAAGGACAAGGCCGACCCGUGGGGCCGGCUCGGCAGGCGGCUGAGUGUGUCGGUGCGGAUGGGCAUGAAGGCGCUGGACCCGGGUAGCCCCAGUCGAUCUGUCGAGCGUGGCCGGAAGGUCCGGCACAAGGACAAAGAGAAAGACAAGGACAAGGAUCGGGAAGCCGAUAGGACACCAGCGCGCGUUCCAGAAACGGAGGUCGUGCGCACGUCCGUAGCCAGCCUGGGCAGUGCGUACGACAGUGGCUCGGAUGCCGGGGAUCAGUCCGACACUGCGAGGAUGCGUCUCGGCUCCGCGUCCCCUACGCCAUCGCCUCUCUCUAAUCCGCCAAUCACGGCUGCGUCCUCAAAUCCACGCGCGCACAACAUUCGGCGUCUUACCGGGCUGAAGGCCAAGCGCAAGAAGAGCAUGCGUCCCCCAAAGCCGUCACGGGAGGAGCAAGCAUAUCUGCGGCAGCUAUUAGCUGACGUGCACGUCGCGUCUAACAACCCCUUCGCGGCGCUUCAGCAGGCUAUCGCGAAUGGGCAGACGCACACUGCCGCUGCACAUGCAGUAUUGACAAAGAUGGGACACCUCCCUGGAAUUGAGGAGUGCCUCCGGAUGUUCACGGCUGUUGAGAUCCUUGACGGCGAAAACAUGGUCGGCUGCCAUCGCUGUUGGAAGAUCGCGCAUGGCUUGUACAAGCCCAAGAGACCCAGCGUCACGAAGGACGACGACGACGACGAAGCCGCAAGCGACGGUGAAGACGAGAACGAGGACAGUGGUAACAGCGGUUCGUCGGACAAGCGCGACGACUUCGAUUCUGUGAUAGCUCAGAAAGACACUGCGUCCGCGUCCGUUGAGACGUUCCCUUCCUCACCAGACCUGUCGGGCGACGGUCGUGUAUCGCCUGCGUCAACAUCCGCGCUCCACAGUACGCAGAGUGUUACCUCAUUCUCGGAUGGGCUGUCUGAUAACACGUCCGUGGUAUCUGCGCCGACGACCGUGUCUACAGGUCUGUCCCGCGCUACGAGCGAUGGGGACAGGCUGGAGAGGCUGCACGCGACGGGGCUCGUCGGCCGUACGAAGCCCAUCACGUACGGUGGUCUGCCUAUUCCGUCGAUCUCGACGACUGCACCGGAGUCGUCGCCGUCGCGUUCCGCGCCCUCUACGGAAGAUGUAGCAUCAGAAGGGGGCGGCACGCCCCGCAGACCUCCAGCCAAACUCCCGGGUGCCUCCCCGUCAGACGAUGAUCUGCUCACGCCGAGGGGCAGACGUCGCUCGAAGACGCCGGACGCGUUCGAUGCCGAGAGCGAUACGUCGGCCAGCAGCUAUGAGUCUGACACUGACGUCUCCGCGAGCACGUCCGCGUACUCAGAUGCGACCUCCGCGCCAUCCAUCUCCGUCUCGCCCGCCCAGUCUCCGCGCGCGUCGACAGAUGAUUUGCCAACUGCCAGACCCCCCGGUACGGGGCCCCCGGAACAUGCGCAGGCUGGGCCGACGUCGCCCAAGAUCUCCAAGUCGAAGCAGGUGAUCUUGCGGCGGAUGUACAAGCGCUACCUCAUCGCGGACGCGCCACCCAUCCUUGUCGUCCAUCUCAAACGGUUCCAGCAGACGUCGAAAACGUACAGCGUGUCGUUCUCCGGCGCCAGCGGUGUGAAGAAAGUGGACGAGUACGUCUCCUUCCCGGAGUUCCUCGACAUCGGGCCGUAUCUCGCGCCGCGCAGAGAAGACUACGGAUUGGACGAGGACGGGAAGGUCAAGGUCAGACAUACGGACAAGGAGCAGCGCCGGUGCAUGUACCGCCUCUAUGCCGUGGUCGUCCACAUCGGGAACAUGCUCGGUGGCCACUACAUCGCCUACACCGCGCUGCCGCCCUCGCAUUUCGCAACCAGCCCCCCGAGUACGCCUCCUGCAGAGCCGCCGACGCCUGGGGCGGCAUCUGCGUCCGGCACUGAACAUGGACACGGCGCGAAACAUCAGCAAUCUCCGCCGAGGCAGUGGGCGUAUAUCAGCGACACUGUUGUGCGGUUGACGACGAUUGAGGAAGUGCUGAAGGCGAAAGCGUACAUCUGCAUGUACGAGCGAAUCUGAGCCCGGGACCUCCGUGAUCGGCAGUUCCAAAUGGACCUACACUUCCCAGCGGACAUGGCUGUAUGUGUAUUGUGUCUUUAUAUCGCCUCGCGUCGAGGACAUGUCACCACUAAAUACUGUAUUGUGAUAACUAACUUAUAGCCCCGAACUAUCUGUUAGAAGUACCCUGUAGCAAGCUAUCCUCUGCCGUAUCUACCGUUACCACACAACGCUAACUCGAUCUCAUCGCACAUAAUACAGGCAC